Molecule: messenger RNA, 1758 nt
Organism: Triticum turgidum subsp. durum (durum wheat)
Lineage: Eukaryota; Viridiplantae; Streptophyta; Magnoliopsida; Poales; Poaceae
Source: the annotation of a GenBank genome assembly
AUGGUGGUCGUCCAGCGCUACCUGGAGCUGCUGUCGCGGUGCCGCGGCGGCGCCGACGCGCGGCCGAUCGCGCGGAUCCAGGCGGCCCUGGUCACGUCGGGCCUGCUCCGGCGCAGCGCGGAGCUCCACGACGCGCUCAUCCGGGCGCUCGCCAGCUCCGGGACGCCGCACGCCGCGCUGCCGCUCUACGCCCACCUCAUCCGCGCGGGCCUCCUGCCCACCCCGCACACCCUCCCCUCCCUCUUCAAGUCGCUCGCCCUCUCCCCCGCCGUCCCCGGCGCGCGCCGCCUCGCGCUCGCCGUCCACGCCCAAGCCGUCAGGCUCGGCCUCACCGGGUUCCUCCUCGUGAACAACGCGCUCAUCCGCGUCCACGCGGGCCUGCUCGGCCGCCUCUCCGACGCGCACCUGCUGCUGCGCGCCGCGGCCGCCGUCGACGCCUCCACGUUCAACACGCUCAUCACGGCGCACGCGAGGGCUGGCCGUGUCGCCGACGCCCGCUCGCUGUUCGACGAAAUGCCCGAGAGGAAUGCCGUGUCCUGGAGCGCCAUGGUGAAUGGGUACGUGCAGGCUGGGGACGGGAGGGAGGCGCUGGGGGUGUUCUCCCAGAUGCAGGCCCAAGGUGUCCGCCCGGACGACACGGUUCUCGUCGGGGUGCUUGCUGCGUGCGCGCAGCUGGGGGCUCUGGAGCAGGGGAAGUGGGUGCAUGGUUACCUCAGAGCAAACAAUAUCAGGAUGACCGUGUUCCUGGGCACUGCGUUGGUUGAUAUGUAUGCCAAAUGUGGUGAGAUGCAGCUUGGAAUGGAGGUGUUUGAGGGAAUGAAGGACAAGAAUGUGCUGGCCUGGACUACCAUGAUAAAGGGCCUGGCUAUGCACGGCCGAGGCUCAGACUCAUUGAUGCUCUUCUCCCAGAUGGAGAGCUCAGGUGUUAAGCCGGAUGACAUUGCCUUCAUUGGUGCUCUCUGUGCUUGCACACACACUGGGUUGGUUGACAAGGGUCGGCAGCUUUUCAAUUCCAUGGUGAACAACUAUGGUAUUAAACCAAAGAUUGAGCAUUAUGGAUGCAUGGUAGACCUCCUGGCACGGAAUGGCCUGCUGAGUGAGGCCAGAGACAUGGUUGAGAAAAUGCCCAUGAAACCGGAUGCCUUAAUCUGGGGAGCUCUAAUGGCUGGUUGUAGGUUUCACAAGAAUGUGGAGUUGGCUGAGUAUGUUAUAAAGCACUGGAUUGAACUGGAGCCAGACAAAAGUGGUGCUUAUGUACUUUUAGGUAACAUAUAUUCUGCUUCUGGUAGGCAUGCGUCUGCGAGGGAAAUUAGGCACCUAAUGCGUGAGAAGGGAGUUGAGAAGACACCUGGAUGUAGCAAUUUGGAGAUUAACGGAGUUAUCCACCAAUUCAUUGUUGGAGAUCUGUCUCAUCCUCGCAUAAAAGAUAUUUUGACAAAGUGGUAUGAGAUAGAUAGUAGGAUAAGGCUGGAGGAAGGUUACGUGCCUGAUAAGAAAGAGGUUUUGCUUGACAUUGAAGAAGAAGAGAUGGAAGGUGCACUCAGCCGCCACAGUGAGAAGCUGGCAAUCGCAUUUGCUUUGAUAAGUACAAAUGAUAAUAUACCCAUUCGGAUUGUCAAGAACCUCAGAGUCUGCCAAGAUUGCCAUCAUGUCACCAAACUUAUAUCCAAAGUAUAUGGGAGAGAAAUUGUUGUUAGAGAUCGAACACGUUUCCAUUUGUUCAAAGAUGGUACCUGUUCGUGCAAGGACUAUUGGUAG